ACAUAUUAACAGGUGAAAAAUGAGUGGAAAAAGCGGCAGCAGCGGUGGAGGAAAGAGCGGUGGUGGUGGUGGCGGUGGUGGAGGAGGAAAAAGCUCCGGCGGGGGAGGAGGAGGAGGAGGUUAUAUGGUAGCACCGUGGUCCAAAGGCGGUGCUUACAUCUCAAGAGGUGGUUUUGAGAGUAACCCUCAAGGCUACUUUAGUAAUCUGCAUGGCAGUGGGCAAAGCAAGAAGUGAUUUGUUUGUUUGAUAUUACAAGCAACAUGAAUCUUCUUAUCUAAUUAAUAA
This is a messenger RNA of Eutrema salsugineum, 286 nucleotides long. RefSeq names its product serine, glycine and glutamine-rich protein. NCBI's taxonomy places the organism in Eukaryota, Viridiplantae, Streptophyta, Magnoliopsida, Brassicales, Brassicaceae. The record is from RefSeq and is a predicted model, not a curated record. The transcript has a single exon. The coding region runs from base 20 to 235 and encodes 71 amino acids.